Messenger RNA from Botrytis deweyae, 1675 nucleotides. RefSeq lists its product as uncharacterized. The record is from RefSeq and is a predicted model, not a curated record. Bases 102 to 542 code for a protein of 146 amino acids. NCBI's taxonomy places the organism in Eukaryota, Fungi, Ascomycota, Leotiomycetes, Helotiales, Sclerotiniaceae. The transcript is spliced from 3 exons.
ACCAUCUUACGGAUCUUCCAUAACUUCCCAUCUUCUUCCCGUCAGCCUCCACAAACUCCAAAACAUACAAAUACUCUUCAGAUAUCCGCGAGAGUUUUCAUAUGUCAUUCUUCAUCCGAUCUCUUCCACGAUUACCAAAAACUUAUAAUCGCUCCGUCUUCUUGCAAUCUAUAAACAAAAGAGCUUUUCAUCAAUCCAUCGCAAAUAUGGGUGUUCACAACAUUGCCAACGCAACUGAAUUCAAGUCUGCUCUUACUGAUAACCAAGUCGUUGUUCUCGACGCCUUUGCAACAUGGUGUGGUCCUUGCAAGGCCAUCGCUCCUAGAGUUGCUAAGCUCUCGGAAGACUACCCCGCCGCCCAUUUCAUCAAAAUCGAUGUCGAUGAGUUGCCAGAGGUAUCACAAGAGCUUGGUAUCAGAGCUAUGCCUACCUUUAUAGUUUUCAAGGGAAAUGAGAAGGUUGCAGAGGUUGUAGGUGCCAACCCUGUUGCGUUGGAAAAUGCUAUCAAAGAAGCUGUUGAAGGGGUUGAGUCUAAGGCUUAGAAGGGGUGUUUGUGAUGAUUGAGGAGUGAGGGGAUGGGGAUAAAGGAUUGAAAGGAAUUUUAUACACAUGGGUAGAAUAUCGUGUCCAAGGGGACUAGACCGCAUGGUUUAUUUUGGGUUCUGGUAUGUGGAGGAUGGGAAAUCAACGUAUGAAUUGAUGCAUUAGAAAGAUGUGAUUUGAAUUUAGGAUUCUUCUUGUGAAUGAGCUAUGAAUGAUUGGGAUGAAUUCACUCGGUUUUCGCGUAGUCUUCAUUAUAUUGUGAGGUCUCUGACCGAUAUUAAUCACAUGGGAAGUUUCCCUUACCUAGGAGAAAAAACGCGCAACCGCCAUGAAAAGUUGGAACAAACAUCUCCCAACCCCUUUCGCAUUAAUGCAGAGAGCCCGAGCAUUUUGUAACUCGAUACCAUGCACUUCCAUCCGUCUUAUGGUUGUUACCUGAGCUACCUUUCUCGACCUGUUGGUAGAUUGUACAGGCCGCUCAUUUAUGUCGAUAGGUUGAAAUGGAUUGACCGAUCUUGACCUCGACCUUGACCUCAACCUGGGUUGACCACCACUCUUCUGGUCUGUGGCAUAGGAAUAGAUGCGGAUCUGUGUUUCAUCGUGUGUGCUUUUUUUUUUACCCCUGGUUGGAUUGAUGGUCGAUUGGUCAGCUGGUUGGUUGGUUGUUGGUUGUUGGUAAAUGAGGAGGGGGAGGGGGGAGAGAAAAGACGAAAAAAGAAAGAAAGGUGAGGGAGCGAGGGUAUUUGCUGAGGGUUUUUUGGGAUAGGAGUUGCUUCUUGAUGGUUACUGCGUAUUAGGACUGAGCUGAAGUUUCACGGAAAGUGGUACUGUAGGUUGGCUUCCUGGGCUGAGAUUGGAGAGAUGGGGUGGUUUGGGGUCUGGUUUUGUGUAUUUUGUGUAUUUUGUGGUUGAGAUGUUGAUGGCCUGGUUUGAAUUUUUGUUCCUGGGAGGUCGGGCUAGAUUGUGUUGGUGGUUGGUGUGGUGUGGUGUGGUGUGGUGUGGUGUGGUACGGUACGCUGGUUGGUGUGAGGGCUUGCCUUAGGUUGUGUGAGAGGGAAAAUGUAUAAAUAUGGAUAUGGAUAUGUAGAUGAUAGAGACCUUUUCAUCUUGAUUUUGAUUUUCAAGAUAUAUG